AUGCUUAGCAAGAUUGGAGUCCUGGCCGCCGCUCUUCUGGGGGCCCUUCCCACGACAUUAGCAUGUUUGGGGUACGAGGGCGGUUUGCCCAAGGCCACUUCCAACAAGCAAAUAUCCGCUCCCAUCUAUGUGAAAUCCGGUGAGGUAUUCGACGGUGGUUGGGCCAAGUAUGAUAGAAAUCCCACCUCUUGCAGAGAGCAGGUGGAAGGAGGAGAGAAAGACACAGCUUUCGUUUUACAGAAGGGUGCCACCCUGCGAAACGUAAUCAUUGGGAAGACUGCUGGUGAGGGCGUUUACUGCCUAGGCGGUGGAUGCAACAUCGAGUUCGUCUGGUUCGAAGAUGUUUGCGAGGACGCCAUCUCCAUCAAGAAUGACAAAGCCGGUGACGUUACCUGGAUCGUUGGAGGAGGAGCCUACCACGCAGCCGACAAGAUCAUUCAGCAUAAUGGCUGCGGCCGUGUGAACGUCUAUCGCUCUUACGGAACGUGCGAGAAGUGCGCCCGUGAGGUCUACAUUGAGGGCGUGACUGCCCGCAAUGGAGGUGAGGUUGCUGGAAUCACCAAGGCCAAUGGCGAUAAGGCAACUCUGGUAAACGUCUGCACCGAUGCCAAAACCCCUUGCCAGAACUACAGUGGUCCUGGCGUCAAGGAUGGCCCUUGCUGA
Messenger RNA from Colletotrichum godetiae, 663 nucleotides. Its product is annotated as family 3 polysaccharide lyase. Gene Ontology annotation, molecular function: pectate lyase activity. Gene Ontology annotation, cellular component: extracellular region. The coding region runs from base 1 to 663 and encodes 220 amino acids. The transcript is spliced from 5 exons. Gene Ontology annotation, biological process: pectin catabolic process. Lineage: Eukaryota; Fungi; Ascomycota; Sordariomycetes; Glomerellales; Glomerellaceae. The record is from RefSeq and is a predicted model, not a curated record.